Messenger RNA from Neodiprion fabricii, 3723 nucleotides. RefSeq names its product latent-transforming growth factor beta-binding protein 1-like. NCBI's taxonomy places the organism in Eukaryota, Metazoa, Arthropoda, Insecta, Hymenoptera, Diprionidae. The record is from RefSeq and is a predicted model, not a curated record. The coding region runs from base 1359 to 2366 and encodes 335 amino acids. The transcript is spliced from 7 exons.
ACACUUGAACCUAUAACGAGAGUAUCCGAUGUAAUUUGCUUUCACGUUUAAGUUUCGCCGACGAAGAGCCGCGCGGCUGGUCUUCUUUCUGAAAUGUUGUACCGAACAGGCACAAAAAGCUUAAAUUAUGUCGAGGCUAAUGAAUAUAAUGUUAAAUUCAAGGAAAGACGCUAAUAAGAGUAGUUAUAUCAUUGGCAGCUCGCCUCAUUUAUUAUACAGACGAGUCUUAAGGUCAGGAAAAUAUUACCGAAUAGCAUAGGCAUUGAAAACACUGUUCCAAAGGAACGAGAGUCUACUUUUUAUCUCACGAACGAAUCUCGCGGUGAAUGUCUUGCCCAAAUUACGGGUAUGGUACCUAAAAUUUCCGCGUCGCUUUUUGUAUACGGAUUUUUAACAAGCCGUUGGUCUGAACUUUGAUCCGGUUACGAGUUGGACCAAACCACUUGCGACAAUUAAAACUAUUUAAUUUUCUCUCUCUACUUCAGAGAACUCACCUCGUAUAAUCGUGAUAUUUAGUCUUACGUUUACGUUUUUCUUAAACGGAAUCAACGCGCUUUUAUGGUCAGAUGAAAAUCCGAUUACGUAAUCACGAUGAGUAAUUUGGGCCUCAAAGGAGGCAUUUUGGCUCUCAAUCACUAUAGGAGUUAAUCGAGUACCGGCCCUUGUGCUCGACUCUGGAUCUCGGCGUCUGGCCAUGAACGCUAUAUUUACUGUAACUACUAGCUUGUUAUGCCGUGGAACUCAAGGCUCGAACAGUACGCUCUGUUUGGCUCGUGCCUGUAUGUGGGUAAUACAUACCCACGUAUUUUUUACCUCACAUAUGCGUUACUGGACGUGUACGAUAGGCGAUAAUUAGAAACGCAUUGCGCGUUUUAUGCUUACAUCGCACAGUCAGGAUCAGGUAUCACACUGAGAGAAAUUUUUAGUUCCGGUUACCGCUCAGUCCUCAUCUAUUUUCAUUUUUUACCGCAACCGAAAAAUAUAGCUCUAGGUACAAAAUGAAAAUUAAUUUUGUACCUGUUUAACUAAAAAAUUAGAGUAAACCUCAUGAGCGAAAUUUACCUUUGCAGCACCUGCCGUAAUUUUCUCUAGCGCGAACAAUGGAUUCGUAUCAGUAUUCAGAGAUUAGACAAAUCUGAAUUAUCUGUAAUUUUUCAUCACCGAAGAUAUAUAAGCGAUGGUAUCAACGAAUGCGAAAAUAUUUGAGCAUGAAACAGCGACUCGAGUUACAUCGUCGUGAUUUUCGGCUAGUUUAUAUGCGUGUUUCGCUGGUUUGGAGUGAUUUGGUCAACGUAUCUUUUUCUGGCAAGAGAGCGAACUGAUUCAGUCGGAAUUAAAACCACGGCACGAUAUCCACGAUGGCGUUGGGAAAAAGCUCGCCGACUCUGAUAGUCUUCUGCAUAAUAUUCGCGGCGAAAACCAGCGACGCUAAUUUGUGGGACGAGUGCUGGUCCAACUGGAUGUGCAACAGCUGGCAGCUGGAAUGCGUGAAUUUUCAGUGCGCUUGUAUAAGUCCCUACGUGCCUUCGAUGGACAAUGCAAAAUGCGUAGUCGGAAUUGACGGAGUCUGCGAAAGAUAUCAAGACGAGUGUUACGAUCCUAACGCCCAUUGUAACCAGACGAAUAGCUGGAUCGGUACCGGAAGUUGGUGCGCGUGCAAGGAAGGCUUCACUCAGGAUCCGGAAACUCGGUUGUGCGCGAAAAACAUUGGCGAAGAAUGCGAGGCUGACGGUACUUCCUGCAUCGAAGGAAGCUGCGUCGACGGAACCUGCCAAUGUCCAGCGGGUCUUUCGCCGAGCCAAUUUGGUGACAGUUGUGGAGUCGCUGUCGGCGGUACUUGCACCGAUGAUCAUCCGACCUGUGCCGAUCCUUACGCGGAAUGCCAAGGCUCUGGUAGUCUCUGCGAGUGCAAAGAAGGACAUCAGGCGGUGGUGAGGGAAGAGGAUGGAAUGACCGUAUGCAGAACAGCGCUGGGCGGCGCCUGCCAAAACGCGGCUGAAUGCGCGGCUUUUAACACGUCCUGCGAGCUUUUGCGACAAGGGAUUUCAGCUUGCACUUGCAUCGUGAGCUACGUGCCUUCCGAAGAUCGGACCGCUUGUUUACCAGUCGUAAAUCACUGGGCGAGUGCGUGUCAGGAAGAUUUGCAAUGUACAGCGAUGUUUGGAAGAUACAGCACCUGCUCCAACAACAUCUGCGACUGUCAAAUCGGAUACAUUUAUUCCGCUGCAGAUUUUGGAUGCGUUGCCAUACACGGAGUUGCGCCCAGAUCUAAUUCGGAAUCGGUUAAACUACUCGCGACGACUCUGCUGCCUUACUUACCGACAGAAGCGAAGAUAGCUGUGCACGAAAUUCUGGAUGAAUUGUGAAAAAUAUUGUACGGAUUUUGUUGAGUAAAUCGUUCCGAAUGCUGGAGUGAAGUUUGAUUUUUUUUACAUCGACUCGUUCAAGUAUACCCUGAAUUAUCCUGUACAUUACUUACGCCAAAUUCACAUUUAAACGGAGAAGUGAAAAUCAUUUCGAGUCCCACCGGGUGAUAAAUUUUUCGACAAGAAUGUGUGAGGGAGAUAAAAAAUUUGUUAAAAACAUCCGGCCGACUUAAGCCCGUAAUAUAUUACUCAUUAAAUACCGCUGAAAUUCAAAUGGCGAUAAAAAUUAAUCUUCGUCAACGUUUGCGUAACACUUUUCAUCCUUCGUCAUUUACAAACAAGGACGGAUUCGCAUUCCCAUUUCAUAUCAGCAAUAACUUGGGUAAGAAUAUAUUUUUAAUCCACGUUUCACUGUACACAAAGAGAAAUUAACUUUUACGUAAUAUUAUAGCAACAAGUUUCGGAACGAGUGUUGUACGAUUUCAAACACUUGCAAUAUCGUAUCGGCGUGGAUCGUUUUUGCAAUCUAUUAUUCCUUCUUUCUUGUUUGCGUUGAGUAAAUACUUGUUUUUUUUUUUCUCGUUUUGUUACACAGUUUUUAUUAAAAAAUCAAACGAAAACAAAGAAAACUACAUCUAUACGCGUAUACACGCAAUAAUAUUUACCUGCGAAUGGAGAACUGACAACGAAUAUCACGAAUCACUGAAAUUCACACGGAAAUUGUACACUAAUAAAAUAUAAAGCCUACGUAUUAUAUAUAUAUAUACUUUACUCAGUGAUUGUUAUAGAUGAAAUUUAAGUAAUGAAACGAAAUUUUACCCGGUGUAAAUAGGGAAUGUAAGAUUCAAAUUUCACGUUCAAACUACAUUAUAAUAAUAUCACGUUGAAUGUACAAAUCACGAUAAAGUUACUCGAGCAUACAUAGAGUAACGACGAUAUGAAUUCAUAUGAAGUGUGAUAUACAAAUAUUCGUAAUUCGAUGUGUUAAUAUUGGCAGGGUAACAAGGUAUGAAACUACAUACAUGAACCGUCGUAUCAAUUUAAGUAUACUUUUUGAUUGGAGAAAUUGUGUUCGUAAAUUUUACAUUGACAUAGGUGUAUGUGACGGAAUUUGAAUCGAGAACUUGAAACUCUUAUUCACUUUUUGCUGUAUGAAGUAUGUGGGUGGAUGUUUAACUAAGAUGAUAUUUGUUACAUUUUAAAUACAACAGUCCGAAUGAACAUGACAGAUGUGUAUAUCUGAAAGUGUUUCGAUGCAGAGAAAAUAAAGGAACGAUAUCUUCAGCGUUGAAGAAAUAUUCAAUGACAGCUUUGUUUGAGUUUGCUUAUAUUAUUUCGCUCGCUUGCUUCUUCAAAA